AUGUGCCUAACAAUGUCUAUUCCGCAGGGCCUCGAAUUAAAGGGACAGAUGGUUUUUUGCCCCGAGUCGGAUUCCUUACUUUUCGUCGGAUCACCCUUUCUCGAUGGACUCGAAGGUCUCACUGGCAGGGGUUUAUUUAUAUCCGACAUUCCAUUACAUGACGCCACAAGGGACGUGAUCUUAGUCAGCGAACAGACUAGGGCGCAGGACGGACUUCGUAAAAGAAUGGAUAAAUUGAAGAACUCAAUAGUAGAACUAAGCAAAUCCGUUGCGAAGGAGAGAGAAAAGAACGUCAGUCUUCUACAUCUUAUAUUUCCACCACACAUCGCCAAGAGACUUUGGCUUGGUGAGGCGAUAGAGGCAAAAAGUCAUGAUGAUGUCACAAUGCUGUUCAGUGACAUUGUCGGCUUCACCUCAAUAUGCGCUACAGCCACGCCCAUGAUGGUAAUAGAUAUGCUCGAGGACUUAUACAGCGUGUUUGAUAUAUUCUGCGAAGUUCUGGAUGUUUAUAAGGUGGAGACUAUUGGCGAUGCAUAUUGUGUUGCUAGCGGUUUACAUCGGAAAAUAGACACUCAUGCGCCGCAAAUUGCUUGGAUGGCGUUACGUAUGGUGGAAACUUGCGCACAGCACUUUACACACGAGGGAAAUCCUAUUAAGAUGCGCAUAGGCCUCCACACAGGCACAGUACUCGCUGGUGUAGUGGGUAAAACCAUGCUGAAGUACUGUCUCUUCGGGCACAACGUCACGUUAGCAAACAAAUUCGAGUCUGGCUCCGAACCGUUGAUGAUAAAUGUCAGCCCUACUACUUACGAGUGGCUAAUCAAGUUCCCGGGUUUCGAGAUGGAACCGCGAGACAGGUCGUGUCUCCCGAAUUCCUUCCCAAAGGACAUUCCCGGCACUUGUCACUUUCUACACAAGUACACGCACCCGGGGACAGAUCCAGACGCGAGCCAGGUAAAACAUAUUGAGGAUGCCCUUAGAGACUUUGGUAUAGGACAGACCAAGCCAGCAGACGUAGAGAGCGAAGAUCCAACAUAA
Molecule: messenger RNA, 1038 nt
Organism: Pieris macdunnoughi
Lineage: Eukaryota; Metazoa; Arthropoda; Insecta; Lepidoptera; Pieridae
Source: the annotation of a GenBank genome assembly